AUGAGUUUUUACUUCUCGGACCAUAAUGUCGACGAAAACAACGAUCAACAUAAUCAUCUCUCGGGUGAUGAAGUGAUUUGGAGAAUUAUUCAACAACAUCAAGCUGGUGUUUUUGAUCUAGAUGCUCAUUCCGGAAAACCACCUGCCUCCAAUUCGUUUCUCCGAGAGAUGGAAGUGAUUUGGUUUGAUCCCGAAAAUCCAGAGCUAGCCUCACAUAAAGAUGAAGAUUGUCCAAUUUGCGGAGAGGGUUAUAAAAAAGACGAUCAAUGCCAUCAAUUGGAAUGUAAUCAUUUCUUUCAUUUGAAUUGUUUAAAGACUUGGCUUCGAAAACAUAAUACUUGUCCAAUUUGUAGGAAGGAUACAUUGACGGACUGUCCAGAGUAUGAAGAGCAGAAAUUAGAUCCCAAUAGAGGAAAGGAUAAUGUUCAUAGCAUGUACAUGUAA
Molecule: messenger RNA, 444 nt
Organism: Naegleria lovaniensis
Lineage: Eukaryota; Heterolobosea; Eutetramitea; Acrasida; Naegleriidae
Exons: 1
Coding region: 1-444 (147 amino acids)
Source: RefSeq, a predicted model, not a curated record